Ceratina calcarata is the source of this 2932-nucleotide messenger RNA. RefSeq names its product phosphatidylinositol 3-kinase 59F (gene Pi3K59F). The coding region runs from base 272 to 2932 and encodes 886 amino acids. The transcript has 10 exons. The record is from RefSeq and is a predicted model, not a curated record. Gene Ontology annotation, cellular component: phosphatidylinositol 3-kinase complex, class III, type II; phagophore assembly site; peroxisome. Lineage: Eukaryota; Metazoa; Arthropoda; Insecta; Hymenoptera; Apidae. Gene Ontology annotation, molecular function: 1-phosphatidylinositol-3-kinase activity. Gene Ontology annotation, biological process: phosphatidylinositol-mediated signaling; phosphatidylinositol-3-phosphate biosynthetic process; autophagosome assembly.
GUAGGGGUAGGGCCUUUCUCUGGCAACUUAGGCAACUAUAAUAUUGCAGUUUGAUCGUUUAAUCUGGGGACACCCUAUAUACGUAUUACGUAUAUGCGAAUCUCGUAUAAAAGCUAACCCUUCUCACGGUGUACUCCAGUCGCUCCAGUCUGCACAAAUCUAAACUAGGUGUCAUGUACAGUAAUGUAUUUACCCACGGAUAGGUGCAACAGAAUGACGGGAAAUGUAAAACAGAGAAAUGCACUGAGUCUCUAAAUCUGUUAAAAUAAUCAUGGAGGACAUCAACGACAAAUUUUUUUACGUAUACAGUUGUUCAUUAGACACAAGAAUACAAAUUAAAAUAGGAACAUUAGAUGGUAAAAGACAAAGACCAGAAUAUGAUAAAUUACUUAUUGACCCAAUGCUAAAAUAUUCUGGAUUAUACGGUAUCAACGGAGGCUGUGGGGAUUUAUCAGCUUCCUUACAAGUAUGGGCAGGUGGAAGACCACUGGCCUUGCCUGUGCAUACGGCUUACAAACAUUUUACGUCACGUUGGAAUUGGAAUCAAUGGGUAACUCUUCCUAUUUCUUAUUCUGAUCUACCGCGGGAUGCUCAAUUAUGCAUAAGCUUAUAUGAUUGUGCUGGGCCUGGUAGACAACUACCAGUUGGUGGAACAACAAUAUCUUUAUUUGGAAAGCAUGGAGUGUUCCGUCAAGGAAUGUUAGACCUCAGAGUGUGGCCUGGGGUAGAAGCGGAUGGAAGUAUUCAAAGUAGUACACCAGGAAAAACUAGAGAUCAUGGAAAAGAACAAAUGCAAAGAUUAGCAAAGCUUGUUAAGAAACACAGGAAUGGGCAAAUGAAUAAAGUUGAUUGGUUGGAUAGAUUAACAUUCCGAGAGAUUGAAUUAAUUAAUGAGAGGGAGAAAAGGGCAUCUGAAUACUUGUACUUAAUGAUUGAGUUUCCAGAAGUAACUAUGGAUGGCAUAUUGUAUUCCAUAGUAUAUUAUGAAAAAGAUGGAGACGAAGUUGUUCAACACAGAUCACAACCAGAUGUUGUGACUUUACCAGAUUAUGAAAUUUUACAAGAAAAUCUUGUAGAAGCGAAACAUCAUAAAUUGGCUCGUAGUUUACGUAGCGGCGGUCAUACCCGAGAGUUAAAGCCAACUUCGAAUGUCCGCGACGCUCUAAAUAUAAUCUUAAGUUAUCCACCAACGACGGCUCUCUCUACAGAAGAACAAGACCUUAUUUGGAAAUAUAGGUUUUAUUUAUCAAAUCAGAAGAAAGCUUUGACGAAAUUUGUAAAAUGUGUAAAUUGGAAAGUUGCCGGUGAAGAACGACAAGCGCUGGAAAUGUUAGCGUUAUGGGCACCACCAGAUCCCGAAGACGCAUUGGAGCUACUCGGUCCUGCGUUUACGCAUCCAGCCGUGAGAAGAUACGCUAUCGCUCGAUUAAAUCAAGCGCCAGACGAUGACUUAAUGUUGUACCUGUUACAAUUGGUACAAGCUUUAAAAUAUGAGAAUUUUGAGAGUAUCAAAAAAGCGUAUCAAAUAUUAAUGAAAGAAAAAGAGACAGAAAAAGUGGAAAAAUUAGAAAAGGACAUACAGAUCAACGACUCCUCAUCUAUAGCUGUAACAACUUCCAGUGAGUCGGAAAGCGGACAGUUCACACAAGGACAAAAUUCUCUCAUGGAUCUAACUUCUUUUCUUAUUACCCGUGCAUGUCAGAAUACGACAUUAGCCAACUAUUUUUACUGGUAUCUUUCGAUUGAAUGCGAAGAUCAAAGCGAUCCGUCUAUAAGCGCGAAACAGGACACGCGUGUCAAAGAAAUGUACAAUACUGUGAUGUUAAUGUUCUCGACGAUGCUGGCACAGGGAAAUGCCGUUUGGCAAAAAAGAAGAGCGUUUCUCAAGCGCCAAAAGAUGUUCAUUGAUCAGUUAGUAGCAUUGGUGAAAGUAGUCGCACGAGAAAGCGGGAAUCGGAAAAAGAAAACCGACCGUCUUCGGACGUUAUUGACAGAGCCAGACCCAGCGUUCAAAAUUAAUUUUUCCAACUUUGAACCAAUACCAUUUCCAUUAGAUCCAGAAAUUUGUAUCAAAGGAAUUAUUCCGGAAAAGGCCAGUCUUUUUAAAUCUGCUCUUAUGCCAUCUAAAUUAACAUUUUUAACGAUAGACAAUAGCGAAUAUAUUGCUAUAUUCAAACACGGUGAUGACCUCAGACAAGAUCAAUUGAUUUUACAAACGAUCGCACUCAUGGAUAAAUUAUUAAGAAGAGAAAAUUUAGAUUUAAAACUUACUCCUUACAGGGUACAGGCGACAAGUACUAGGCACGGUUUUUUGCAAUUUAUUGAAUCUACAACAGUUGCGGAAGUUCUAGCCAGUGAAGGUUCCAUACUAAGUUUUUUCCGAAAACAUCAUCCGUCUGAAAAUGGUCCUUACGGUGUUUCGCCAGAAGUUAUGGAUACGUAUGUUCGAAGUUGUGCUGGCUACUGUAUCAUAACAUAUGUACUUGGUGUUGGUGACCGACAUUUAGAUAAUUUAUUAUUAACAACAUCAGGUAAACUCUUUCAUAUAGAUUUCGGUUAUAUUUUGGGCAGGGAUCCAAAACCUUUGCCACCACCAAUGAAAUUGAGUAAAGAAAUGGUCGAAGCUAUGGGAGGUGUAGGCUCGGAACAUUAUCAUGAAUUUCGAAAACAGUGUUACACUGCGUUCCUGCAUUUACGAAGGCACGCAAAUUUGAUACUAAAUUUAUUCUCGUUAAUGGUCGAUGCCAGCGUGCCAGACAUCGCGCUGGAACCAGAUAAAGCCGUUAAAAAAGUACAAGACAAACUGCGCUUAGAUUUGAGCGACGAAGAAGCGGUUCAUUAUGUACAUAAUCUUUUGGACUUAUCAGUAACAGCCGUCAUGGCAGUAUUAGUGGAACAAUUACACAAGUUCGCACAAUACUGGCGUAAAUAA